GAUAACAUAAACCGUGGUGGUUGGUGCCCAAGGUGAAGAAAGCCGGCAUUGCCGGGUUACCUUCAGAGCCGAACUUCGUGGACUGAAACUGCGUUUUGAGGAUGCAUUGUUUUCAGCGGCAAAACCGGUUUCUUAAUUUCUGACCUCCCGGUUUCUCCUCAUCCUUUACGCCUGCAGCCACACCUCUGCUGUCCUCUUACCUACUGACACACAGAUUGGUGAGCUGGGAUUAAGGAGCUGCUCUAAUGUAACGUCCCACCAAAACCUGGUUAUCCUAGAAGUUAAUUUGCAUCUUAUCAGUGGGGAACUAGAAGUGUUUGGAAAAGGAUGAAAGCAAAUCCAUAAUGAAACUGUUUUCCAGGUUUGGAAAAGAAACAUUACUGGGGAGGAAUCCAAUGAAUUUAUUAAUGAGCUCAGAACAAGUCACUGAGUCAGCUGACACCACUGAGUCCUUUUCAAGCAAAAUCUACUAUGGUUAGCAAUGUGCAGUUCCAGCAGGAAAUAUCCAUGGCACCUCUGAAACCAAUUAGAAGGAAGGGGAAUGAUCAGGGUGUAACUCCUCAAACACAGCUCCAAGAAAAGAAACAAUGUUACCGCAGGGAUGAUGCCAGCGGCUGCGGAAGGCACUACAGGGUAUCCCUAGUUCCUUGAGAGUGCACCAAAUACUGGAUGCUUGUGGUAAACCAUGGCAGCUGAUGAUAAAGUUGCCAUUUUAACCGAUGAUGAAGAAGAACAGAAGCGAAAGUAUGUGCUUGCUGAUCCUUUCAAUGGCAUUUCCAAGGAUCAAGACCUGCCACCCCAUAACGAAUCCCCUUCAACGGAGACAACCACUGUCGCAGAUGAAGAGCUAGAUUGGUUAGAAAAGCACUGCGUCAAAAUAAACAAUGAUCUUCUGAUCUCAAAGGUCUUUUAUUUUUUCUUCUAUUCUGCAUAUGGCUCUCUCUACCCCUUGCUGCCUGUGUAUUACAAGCAGCUGGGUAUGUCACCCAGUCAGAGUGGACUUCUGGUGGGCAUCAGGUACUUUAUUGAGUUUUGCAGUGCUCCCUUCUGGGGAGUGGUGGCAGAUCGCUUCAAGAAAGGGAAGAUUGUCCUCCUCUUUUCACUUUUAUGCUGGGUUUUAUUUAACCUGGGGAUUGGAUUUGUUAGACCAGCCACCUUAAGAUGCGUACCAAAGGGCCUUCCCCCAGCCCAUCCCACCAAUGCAAGCAGCCUUUUAACAACAGUUUUGCAAAACACUUCGAUGUCUCCUCUGCUAACCACAGUGAGUACUGCAUCCCCAAAAGUUCGUGGGAAGAGCGACCUGCUCACUUCCAACCCAGUCACUUUGGAAACAACAGGGACAGCUAAUCCUGAAAUGACAUUCCUGUUACCUACACAGAGCAAUGAUGUGGAGUUUGUCUUGGAAAACAGUACCUAUUUUAUUUUGAAAAACACCACCACUAGCCCAGUCUCACCAGGAAAUGCGACUCCAAGUACCACUCCAGCUGCCAUCACCACAAAGCCGAUGCCUUCUGACCAAGCUGUGCUCGUUUAUGAUCAACAAGAAGUAGAAGCCAUCUUUCUACUCAUUCUGCUGGUUGUCAUAAUAGGAGAAUUUUUCAGUGCUUCCUCUGUUACUAUUGUGGACACUGUAACUCUGCAGUACCUUGGCAAACACAGGGACAGGUAUGGAUUGCAGCGUAUGUGGGGGUCUCUGGGCUGGGGGCUGGCCAUGCUCUCUGUGGGAAUUGGCAUUGACUAUACCCAUACAGAAGUUGGCAUUGAAGGUCAAGGAUGUAAAGCUCCUGAGUACAAGAACUACAGGAUAGUUUUCAUCGUUUUUGGUGUUCUCAUGACAAUGGCAUUAAUUGUGGCCACCCAGUUUCGAUUUCAUUAUGCGCACUUCAAGCAAGACGAAAAUAAGAGAAAAGAGGUAGAAAUCUCACAGGUGGACAGAAGUGCCUCCAAUGAAUCCUCCGAUAACACUCCUACCAGUACGAGCCAGUCGCAGUCUUUCAGUUUUUGGGACCUUAUAAAACUGCUGUGUAGUAUCCAGUAUGGCUCAGUCCUCUUCGUGGCGUGGUUCAUGGGGUUUGGAUAUGGCUUUGUGUUCACCUUUCUUUACUGGCACUUGGAAGACCUGAAUGGCACCACCACUCUCUUUGGUGUUUGUUCUGUCCUCAGUCACGUGUCUGAGCUGACUGCCUACUUCUUCAGCCACAAGUUGAUAGAAUUGGUUGGUCAUAUCAGAGUGCUUUAUAUUGGUCUUGCCUGUAAUACAGCUCGAUACAUUUACAUCUCGUAUCUGGAAAACGCCUGGACUGUUCUUCCAAUGGAAGUACUUCAAGGUGUCACGCACGCGGCUAUAUGGGCAGCUUGUAUUUCGUACCUUAGCGCGGCAGUGCCUCCGGAGCUGAGAACGUCAGCCCAGGGAAUCCUGCAAGGUCUCCACUUGGGUCUGGGCAGAGGAUGCGGGGCUAUGGUUGGCGGGGUUUUGGUCAAUUACUUCGGUCCUGCGGCCACAUUCAGAGGAAUAGGGAUGGCUUGUUUAGUGAUUCUUCUUCUAUUUGCACUGAUCCAGUGGCUGUUGGUUCCUGAUGAAGAAGAAGAAAAGACAAUGCUGGCGGAAAGGAUCCCAGUGCCUUCCAGUCCUGUUCCCAUAGCAACUAUUGACCUUGUACAACAGCAAUCAGAAGAUACCAUGCCUCGGACUGAGCCCAGGCUCCCUCUAAAGAAAACUAAACACCAAGAAGAGCAAGAGGAUGUGAACAAGCCUGCCUGGGGCAUCAGCUCUUCUCCUUGGGUUACCUUAGCUUAUGCUGUCUACCAGAUAAAAGAGAUGGUUAAACUGUCUAAAACCAAUCCAGCUCCUGAGAAUCAGCCUUUGCAGUUAGGAAAAGAGAUGGAAGAAAAUCAAUGAGAAUUGCAGUGCUUCAUCAGCCAGCUCAGCAAGACAACCCCAAAAUCCGACAGAUUCUGGGCAGUCCAGAAAUUGUUCAGCACCAACACCUACAGCAACAUCAGAUUCCCAAGUAGAUGGCGACCACAUUGUGUUGGAUCAUGAUGCUCAUCCUGCUGCUGCAGGGCCCUGAGAUGCGCUCAUCUUAUCAAAUCCAGUGCAUGGAAUUCUGCUUCUCACCUGGGAAACGCUGGAGUAGGAGCUCAAAAGUAGGACUUACUUCAUCUUAACAAUCAUAAUGUGAUGCAGUGCAAGCUUUUAACUAUAUAAAGAAUAUUCAUAUGACUACACAGAGCAACAUGAGCAGGAAAGCCAAAAGUUCGGAAUUCUUGAGGGAAGUGAUGUGGCCAGAUCUAACGAUAGGAAGAAUUCUUGGCUGCUUUGCUAAAGCUGAGUCAAAUGCGAUGAGAUUUCUUUGCAAUCUGUAGAAAGAGGGAGUUCACUCCUCACUUGUUGAGGAACAGAGUGUCUGACUUGAUUGGGUAAUUUUCUUCUUUGAAUUUGUUCCCAGGACAAAAUGAAAAGGCUUUUUAGGAGAGAAACGGGGUUUCCCUGCAUAGUCUAUUAGAAUAUAUCAGAUCAAAUAAAUAUAGGAACAGCAUGAAACUGUCUCUGUAAAGAUUUCUCAGAAACAGUGUAGCUUUAGGAAGCGUGUCUUCAUAUUAUGGUGAUGGAUAAAGUAAAACUCACACAUAUUCAAAGAAUAUGUCUUUGAAGCUAAUGUUAUCUUGUUUGAGAUAAAGGUUUAGUUCUGCAAAGCAAAGAUUUUGAACUGGCAUUUUAGUGAAACAAAAAAGCUGGAGGAAGGCUUCUGAAGAAGUUAACCUCUGCACUUGCAGCCCUUCGCUUGGGCAUAGGUUGUGUGCGUUUGGGUAAUUUUAGGUUUGAUGUUGUAUUGAGACAAGAAUCUUUGAUCAAGAUUGCACAACCUGGGAUUGAUCAAGGGUUUCAAUGGACACACUGUCUUUUUGGUUUAUUAUUUCAUCAUCUAUACAAUGGUUUAUUUAAUGCAGUGUAGUUACUGUGGUUAUUUAUUAAGAAAACAGUAAGCUUUAAGUGCCUAGGGAAGGUGGGGGGUAGGGAGGAAUCACCUAAAAAUCUAAUGAUUAGGAUUAUAGGGGCAAAGCUGUUGACGCAGAAAAUAAGUGGAGUGAGAGAUUCUCAGGAGGAAGCAAACGUAACUAAAUUGCAGUAUGUUUAGGAAAUUACUUUGCCCAAUGUCAAGACACUGGAAGAUUCUGGAUUAUGUUUUGUUAUACUUUUCAAUAUUAACUGCAGCCAGCUCACUUGCUGGUGUCUACUGAAAAUUGCUGCUGGAGGGAAAUCCUUGGGCUCAGGGAGGAGUCUGGGGGGUUUAGUCAGGAUAGUGUUUUGGCCCAUUUGCUUAUAUUAACAGCUUGUUCCUGGGAGAUUCUGAGCACUCAGCUUCUACGGGACUGAGUGAGCGCUGCUCAGCCCUCCUUGAAAUCAGAUGUAUGUGAUGUGUCAGGCCUUCCAUGGGGAAGGUGCGUGCUGUGGGACUGUACAGUGAUCCAGAGGCAAGACUAACAGGAGGACAGGGUUAGGGGAGAGGAAGAUGGCAGCAGCUAAGCAGGAAAGGGGGUGCACAGUUUUACCCACUUUGACAUCCAAUCGGCUUGACUGAAGGGGUGUCCCAUAGCUGUGCUUUAGCUGUGCUUUCAGAACAACCCAUGUUCUGGUGGUGCCUGGGACCAACACCGUAGACAAUAGAAAGAAACAUCGAUGACUAGCCACUAGUUAAGUUUUUUGCACUUGAACUUAAAUGUACUGUACUCACGUAAAUCCUCAUGACUUGUCUAAGUGUCCUUUAAAAUCAGAAAUGUAUUUAUUGUAUGUUUGUAUAACCUGGGGGAGAACUAAAGAGUGAACUGGUGACAGGACAGAAGGAUGCUAAAAAUCAUCUUGAGACAAACCAACCACUUGUUGAGUUCAUGCUGUAUGGUGUUACCUCAGCUGCUACUGCAUAGCACCUGGAUUGUGAGGUGAAGAGCUUGUACACUGUGUUUACACUUCAGAAUUGUGUAUUUGAAAUGCCUGCUCUUUUUGGAAUUGUAUAGUCAUUCUAUGUUGCAAAACGGACAUGUACACCUGGGUUUUGAUAUUUGUGAAACUGUAAAAACUGUGGUAAGAAAUACAAAAUAUCCAUAAUGUA
Molecule: messenger RNA, 5111 nt
Organism: Aquila chrysaetos chrysaetos
Lineage: Eukaryota; Metazoa; Chordata; Aves; Accipitriformes; Accipitridae
Gene: MFSD6
Product: major facilitator superfamily domain containing 6
Exons: 13
Coding region: 686-2899 (737 amino acids)
Biological process (GO): antigen processing and presentation of exogenous peptide antigen via MHC class I
Cellular component (GO): plasma membrane
Source: RefSeq, a predicted model, not a curated record